Oncorhynchus kisutch (coho salmon) is the source of this 3658-nucleotide messenger RNA. RefSeq names its product adseverin-like. The coding region runs from base 124 to 2304 and encodes 726 amino acids. The transcript is spliced from 16 exons. Gene Ontology annotation, biological process: cell projection assembly; actin filament severing; central nervous system development. Gene Ontology annotation, cellular component: cytoplasm; actin cytoskeleton. NCBI's taxonomy places the organism in Eukaryota, Metazoa, Chordata, Actinopteri, Salmoniformes, Salmonidae. Gene Ontology annotation, molecular function: phosphatidylinositol-4,5-bisphosphate binding; actin filament binding. The record is from RefSeq and is a predicted model, not a curated record.
CCCCAUGACCAAACAGAGAACAGAGCAGCACUCCGAGCUCCUCUCUCACCCUACGCUCAUCUCACCACACCUGGGAUCCACAUCCAGCCGUCCCUCUUCUGCUAUCAGACAACCAAAGGAACCAUGGUGCUCUACCACAGGGAGUUUGACAAGGCAGGCAAGGCAGCCGGUCUCCAGAUAUGGAGGAUAGAGAAGAUGGAGCUGGUCCCUGUGCCUGAGAACCUGCACGGGAACUUCUAUGUUGGGGACGCGUAUGUGGUCCUCCACACUGUCAAACAGCGGGAUAGCUGCUUCUACGAUCUGCACUACUGGCUGGGUAAGGAGUGCAGCCAGGACGAGAGCACGGCGGCGGCCAUCUUUACUGUUCAGCUGGAUGAUUUCCUAGGAGGGAAGCCUGUCCAGUACCGAGAACUGCAGGGGUUCGAGUCCACCGCCUUCACACGAUACUUCAAGGGAGGCAUCACAUACAAAGCCGGAGGCGUGGCCUCUGGGUUCCAUCACGUGGUCACCAACGACCUGUCAGCUCUGAGACUAUUCCACAUCAAAGGUCGCCGUGUCGUCAGGGCAACCGAGGUCACCCUCAACUGGUCCAGCUUCAACAGAGGGGACUGCUUCAUCGUGGACCUGGGAGCAGUUAUCUACCAGUGGUGCGGUUCAGAGUGCAACAAGUUUGAGCUCCUGAAGGCAGCACAGGUGGCUGCCGGUAUCCGUGACAAUGAGAGGAAUGGCCGAGCAAAACUGGUUGUCGUGGAGGAAGGGAGAGAGCCGUCUACGUUAACUGAGGUCCUCGGCAACAAGCCAAAUCUACCAGAAGGUGAUGACAAUGACGAUAUGGUGGCAGAUAUCUCCAACAGGAAGAUGGCCAAACUCUACAUGGUAUCUGAUGCAUCCGGAGCGAUGCAGGUGACCCUGGUCUCAGAGGAGAACCCGUUCUCUCAGAGCCAUCUGCUGUCUGACGAGUGCUUCAUCCUGGACCACGGGAAGAGCAGGAUGAUCUUCAUCUGGAAAGGCCGUAACGCCAACCCCAGCGAGAGGAAGACUGCCAUGAAGACUGCUGAGGGCUUCAUCAAGCAGAUGGGCUACCCACCUAACACACAGAUCCAGGUACUUCCAGAGGGUGGGGAGACUCCUAUCUUCAAACAGUUCUUCCAGGGGUGGAGGGAUAAGAACCAGAGCGAGGGGUUCGGGAAAGUAUUUGUGACCGAGAGGAUUGCUAAGAUACACCAGGUGGAGUUCGAUGCCUCCAAGCUCCAUGAGUCCCAAAGCAUGGCAGCCCAGCAUAACAUGGUGGACGACGGCACAGGGGACACUCAGAUCUUCAGAGUGGAGAGCAGUGGUCGCGUCCCAGUUGACCCAAAGACGUAUGGUCAGUUCUAUGGAGGAGACUGUUACAUCAUCCUCUAUACAUAUCAGAGAGGACAGAUCAUCUACACCUGGCAGGGGGCUAGCAGCACUCUAGAUGAGCUCACAGCUUCAGCCUUCCUAACUGUGGAGCUGGAUCGCUCUCUGGGAGGGAACGCAGUUCAGGUGAGAGUGUCCCAAGGUAAAGAGCCUGCCCAUCUCCUGAGUCUGUUCAAAGACAAGCCCCUCAUCGUGUACAAGAGUGGUACCUCACGCAUCGGAGGCCAGGCACCUGCGGCCCCCACACGCCUGUUUCAGGUCCGACGUAACCUGGGCACCAUCACACGCAUCGCAGAGGUGGAGGUGGAGGCUGGCAGCCUGAACUCUAACGAUGCCUACCUGCUGAAGAUGCCCGCGGGGCAGAGCUACCUGUGGGUGGGUAAGGGCGCCAUCGAGGACGAGGAGCGGGGAGCCCGGUACCUGAGUCAGGUGCUGAAGUGUCAGACACAACGCAUCGUAGAGGGACAGGAACCAGCGGACCUCUGGGCAGCGUUAGGGGGGAAGAAGGAGUACCAGACAUCAGAGAGACUGGAGAGUAGCCGCACUCAACAACCUCGCCUGUUCGCCUGCUCCAACAAGACUGGCAGGUUCAUAAUUGAGGAGGUUCCAGGAGAGUUCAGUCAGGAGGACCUGGCAGAGGAUGACGUGAUGCUGUUGGACGUCUGGGAUCAGGUGUUUAUCUGGAUUGGCAAAGAUGCCAAUGAAGUUGAGAAAACUGAAUCUGUAAAAUCUGCCAAGACAUACAUAGAGACGGAUCCGGGGGUUCGGGAUAAGAGGACCGCCAUAGUGAUGGUGAAGCAGGGUCAUGAACCCCCCACCUUCACAGGGUGGUUCCUGGGCUGGGACAUGGCACGCUGGGACUCACACACCGUGGCCAGGACCAUGAAGACACUGCAGAUUUAGCAUAAAUGAAUCCCAACAGUUAUAACACUGUAAUAACACAGUUUAGACAUUUAUAACAUUCCCUCUGUAUUCAGCCAAGGGUUUACAGAUACUAGUGUGAAAUGAGGGUUAACUAGACAUUCAUGGACUAGUGUUGGGCUAAGGAAGCACAAAGUACUUCACUUGUAUUUGUAUUGGUUUGCUUUACUUUUAGGCCUGCUAUGUGUCAUUUUAUUUGACAUUUGAGUCAUUUAGCAGAUGCUCUUAUCCAAAGCAACAUACUGUAGCGAGUGCAUACGUUCUUUUCUUUUUUCUUGCUGGUCCCCCGUGGGAAUCAAACCCACAACCCUGGCAUUGCAAGCACCAUGCUCUACCAGCUGAGCACACGGGACAUCGUCUGAUGUGCACUGCUUGGACAUCUUUGUUGUUUAAAAAAAAAAAUGAAACCCGAAAAUAUAUGAUAUAUUAUGUUGAUUUGAAUGCAGGUCUUUACAUUUGGACUUCUAUAACUGUCUGGAAAUGAAUGUUGCUAUUUGGUUUUUUAUGAUAGAAAAUGCGUAAAGCCUGCUGAGAGUUUUUCUUCUAAUUUCACAUUUCUGAAGUUGUUCUCAAAUCUAGCCUAGCCUCGCGAGCUUAUGUGAAGGAUUUGAUCAUCAGUCUGGUAAUUACGAGGCUAAAAGUCUAACCCAGGGGAUCCCAACAUUUUUGGCCCACAACACCGUUUUGAUAUCUGAAUAUUCUUGUGACCCCAACCGUGUGAAAAACACAGCCAAUGUUAACUUUUCUUAUUUGACUCUGUGGCAGACAAUUGAAAAACAUUCUAACAUACUUUUAAUGGGAGGCUAUGACAGUCAAUGGCAAAUUAAUCUGACAUAUAAUGUCUCUAACAUCCCCAUCACUAAUGAGAUGGGUGUGCUAGAUGAAUGUCUCAUCGGAGCAUCUCAUAGUCAGGGGGCUUGGUCAACAGUGGUCACGCUCAGACUGUGCUCAUCCCUGCUGACACAUCCAACCUGGGUCGAUAUUUGGUUUUAAUGCAGAUGAGAGCAUGGUUUGCUUUUGAAAGACUCGAAAUCAAUCAAUUAAAUGUAUUUAUAAAGCCUUCUUACAUCAACUGAUGUCACAAAGUACUGUACAGAAACCCAGCCUAAAACCCCAAACAGCAAACAAUGCAGGUGUAGAAGCACGGUAGCUAGGAAAAACUCCCUAGAAAGGAGUUGCUCCGGUUCGUUGCUCUAAAGAGUCCUUUCCUCUGAAUCCACUGAUUUGGUCACUCGUCUGUAGAACGUUUUCUAUUUCCCCUGUAUGCUGGCGUUCAUUUGACCAAAAUGUCUCUUAAAUAGGCAAGGACACACAUUAAAUCCAUUGUGAAUGACAA